UAUUAAUAUAGUUAAUCUACAAAACAAAUAACAUUUCAUUUUUAUUAAAAAAUAGUUACAGGGUAUACCACAAUGAAUAUCUAGUUAUUUACAAUAAAAAGCUCGCUCCGUACUUAAUCCUCUCGACCUUCGAGAUUACAAUUAGCCUUUUAUAAUGCAAUUUUUGUGUUAUUCUCUUAUAUAUUUUUGGUAAACCGAAGAUUUUGGACUAUUAAGCAGGUCUUAAUCCUGUUGUUGGGUAUAAUUAAAACUAUAAGCUCCCCAAGUCUAAAAAUAUCUAAUACGUGUCCUUCUCCUUAUAAAAGAAAGAAAUACUACAAAACAUCACAGCAGAAGAAGAUAGUGCACACCACACCAGUUACCAAAUCAGUUGGACCUACCGAAUUAAGAUACAACAUUUAAUGUCUGGUUUCUCAUUACAUUCUCACAUUUAUUACAAUUAAAAAACAAAAAUGUUACUUAUACAUAAUUACUAUAAAAUAAAUAAAUAAAAACAGCACUUGCACAUCAUUAUCGACCGACGUUUAUAUGAUGAACGACGGCAAAACACAGAGCAACGCCGUUAACUCUUGACGACGUCAGGUAUAAUAACGCUUGUCUGGUUUACGUAAAUGACAAAAAUACCCCUACGAACUAGUUGCGCGUCAAAAUCACAAACGAGAGACAGCAGCAGCAAACACAAUCGAUCGUCUCUUACUCCCUCUCUUUCGUCAUCUCUAAUCUUCUUCUUCUUCAUCAUCAUCACACUGACUGUGAAAAAGACCCCUUUUGUUCUUUUUUUAACAAUCUGAGAUCUGGAACAGAUAUUUCUAAAAUCUCAUUAAAUUCACCCAUAAAGUUUCAAUCUUUACCUUUUUUCCCCCAAUUAUUUCUCGAGAUUUCUUUCUAAAAUUUCUCCACCGAUUCACCCCCAAGCCUCUCUGGCUAUGAGAAUCUAUUGAAGUUCUUUCUUUCUCAGAGCCUCAAUGGUGCAAAAAAAAAAUCCCUAAUUUUUUCACCCCCAAUUAAAAAGAGAACUUCAAAUUCAUGGAGGAUCCAAGCACAUUCCGGUAGAUUUUGUUUCUCUGGGGGAGAAGAAGAGAAAGUCAAAUCUUUAGGGUUUUCCCGAUUUGAAGAAAGUUUCGAUUUUUUUUUAAAAAAAACCAAAUGUUCUCGAACCAGUUCGUUCUCGUCUUCUCUCUUCUUCUAUGUCUCCCAUUCGUCUUCUUCUUCGUUGCGCCACAUGUGUUCCCUUCACCUCCUCCUGGUGAAUCUUUAAUCCCAAUCUCCGAUGAGAUUGAUGACCGGAGUUUAUUCAUCGCCGCUGCUGGGUCAACCUCUCUUUCCCAUCUCUCAUCUGGAAACCCUAACCCUAAGCUCAAGAUUGCGUUUUUAUUCCUCACCAACUCCGAUCUCCAUUUCGCGCCAAUCUGGGAUCGCUUCUUCUCUGGUCAUCCUAAAUCUCUCUACAACGUCUAUGUCCACGGAGAUCCUUAUGCCAAUAUCACAAGACCUGGAAACGGCUCUGUAUUUGAGAAUGCCUUCAUUGCCAAUGCUAAGCGCACGGCACGAGCCUCUCCGACUCUUAUCUCCGCCACGAGACGGCUCCUCGCCACCGCGUUUCUUGAUGAUCCUGCUAAUACUUACUUCGCUGUGCUCUCUCAGUAUUGCAUUCCUCUCCACUCUUUCAACUACGUUUACAGCUCUCUCUUUGAGUCUUCGACUUUUGAUAAAUCUGAUCCGGAUCCUACUCCUAAUCCUAGAGGUAUCCGGAUCUUGUACCGGAGUUUUAUGGAACUGAUAUCUGAUGAGCCGAGGCUUUGGAAACGAUACAUUGCUCGGGGAAGGUAUGCUAUGAUGCCUGAGGUUCCGUUUGAGAAGUUCCGAGUUGGUUCGCAGUUCUUUGUUAUGACUAGAAAACAUGCUUUGUUAACAAUCAAAGAUCGGAUCUUGUGGCGUAAAUUUAAGCUCCCUUGUUAUCGUUCGGAUGAGUGUUACCCUGAGGAGCAUUACUUCCCAACGCUGUUGAACAUGAAGGAUCCUGAUGGUUGCACGGGGUAUACGCUUACCAGGGUUAACUGGACUGGCACUGUGAAAGGACAUCCUUAUACCUAUAAGCCUAAGGAAGUCGUGCCUGAGCUGAUCCAGAGACUCCGGCGAUCAAACCACUCUAGCUCCUACUUUUUCGCACGCAAAUUUACUCCAGGUUGCUUGAAGCCGCUGUUGGCCAUUGCAGAUUCCGUGAUUUUCAGAGAUUAAGUUAUGCGGGGUGACAAAAGAAAGUUUUGGACCGAAGAGGUUUUAUGAUAUGGGUUGAACCGUUGAGGAACAGAUGCCACUUUCAGGAUUAAGAAGUGGCAAAGCGAAACGAUGUUCGAAAUAAAUAUACCAGUUUUAGUGGUACUUGGAGGCAGCGCCUGCCUGUUAGCUGUUGUGACAUAAUAUAUCACACGACACGAGAACACAGAUUAAGAGAUGGAGAAUUUGUAAUUUGUUUUUAUUUUUUUGUUUUCUUUUUGUUCUUUGGAGCUGGUGCUGUUACAUAGCAGAGCUCUUUUUACCUCAAAGGCUUGGGGUUUGUAGCAUUAUAAAUGUAUCAAUGAAAGAGAUAUGUUAUUUUC
This is a messenger RNA of Camelina sativa (false flax), 2600 nucleotides long. NCBI's taxonomy places the organism in Eukaryota, Viridiplantae, Streptophyta, Magnoliopsida, Brassicales, Brassicaceae. The record is from RefSeq and is a predicted model, not a curated record.